Morchella importuna is the source of this 1119-nucleotide messenger RNA. RefSeq lists its product as uncharacterized. Bases 1 to 1119 code for a protein of 372 amino acids. Lineage: Eukaryota; Fungi; Ascomycota; Pezizomycetes; Pezizales; Morchellaceae. The transcript is spliced from 3 exons. Gene Ontology annotation, biological process: L-threonine biosynthetic process. Gene Ontology annotation, molecular function: aspartate-semialdehyde dehydrogenase (NADP+) activity; protein dimerization activity; NAD binding. The record is from RefSeq and is a predicted model, not a curated record.
AUGUCCGUCAUUCAGUCCCUAUCAAACCUCGCCAUGUCCGCUGUUCCCCAGACAAAGAAGUGCGGUGUUCUUGGAUGCACCGGUUCCGUCGGCCAGCGCUUUAUUCUCUUGCUCUCGGAGCAUCCUUACUUCGUUCUUCACGCCGUCGGUGCCUCCUCUCGCUCGGCUGGAAAGAAGUACAAUGAUGCCACAAAAUGGAAGCAGGCACAACUCAUGCCCGCCGGUGUCAAGGAUAUGAUUGUCAAGGAGUGCAAAGCUGCAGAGUUUGCAGAUUGUGAUGUGGUCUUCUCAGGCCUGGACGCAGACUAUGCUGGUGAAAUCGAGGCCGAAUUCCUUGCAAACAACCUCGUCGUCUUUUCCAAUGCGAAAAACUACCGCCGCGAGCCCAUGACCCCCCUCAUGGUCCCUCUCGUCAACACCGACCACUUCUCCGUGAUCCCCGCCCAGCGAGCUCACCACAAGCUCAACAAAGGCUUCAUGGUUACUAACGCUAACUGCUCCACCACUGGCCUCGUCGUUCCCCUGAAGGCACUCCACGAUAAGUUCGGCGGAAUCACAGCAGUUACAGUUACUACCCUCCAGGCCAUCUCCGGCGGUGGAUACCCCGGUGUCCCGUCAAUGGACAUCCUUGACAACGUCGUUCCUUACAUCGGUGGUGAGGAGGAGAAGAUUGAAUGGGAGACUGGGAAGAUUCUUGGCGCUGUCAAUGUCGAAGCAAACGGCUUCGACCUCCUCAACUCCGUUGCUGUGUCGGCGCAGUGCAACCGUGUUGCUGUUAUGGAUGGACACACUGCGUGUGUGUCUGUACGCUUUGCUCAGCACCCGCCUCCCACGAUCGAGGAGAUCAAGGCGGCGCUCCGGGAGUACACCUGUGAGGCGCAGACCCUUGGGUGCCCAAGUGCGCCUAAACAAGCCAUCGUGGUGAUGGAGGAGCAGGACCGACCACAGCCAAGGUUGGACCGUAAUACUGAGGGUGGUUAUUCGGUCUCUGUUGGUAGGAUCAGGACCGAUAAUGUUCUGGAUAUCAAGUUUGUUGCGCUAAGUCACAAUACGGUGAUUGGAGCGGCGGGAUCGUCGAUACUGAACGCUGAGGUGGCCGUGGUGAAGGGUCUGAUCUAA